UUUAAAAAACAGAUAAGUAUUGACGUAAACAUGACCAAGAACAAUUUUCUCUUUAGGGUUUUUAUUUAGACAUUAACACAAUGGAACUCAAACUAUUAUUAAUUUAACUGCUCAGCAUCACAUGCCUCUUUAAAUCGCGUUGGAGACAGGACUUGGUUGAUAUAUGUUAUCUCUGUAACGCUAGCUUGCUAAUCGUUAGCAAACAAUGGCCAUGGUUUUUCACACUCAAAUAGCCUCCAUCAUGGAGGUGCUAGCGAAUGCAGCCGUGGCAGAGGUCUGUAAACUCGUGGAUGACGACUAUGCAGUGUUUCGUUUGGAAAUAACUCAAAGCCAGAAAGAAAACAGGGGAUUGCGGAGGAAACUACAGCUGCUGGAGCUGAAGGUGUCACGGGAGCGCGCCGAGAAGACAACGCGAGAGCGCGCACACUCCAGUCGUCCCAGUAGUGUCAAGAUCCUCGACCGAUACAGAGGAAUGGAAAGAGGACAUCUCACUGGAGGCCACAGGAGCUUUGUGAAGCCAGUGGGACACAAUACAUGGAGAGAUGACCAACCAAUCACUGUUGAUGAGGGGAGUGGAACCUCAACCCAAAAUGUUAUUGUGAUAGAGGAUGCAGACGCAGAGGCUGCAAGUCCUGGAGGAUCGUCCCUGGUCAAGCAGGAAAGGACUGAAGAAGAGGAUCCACGACACAGCAUCGCGGAGGAGGAGGAGGGCCCAGAGGGGCUGCUAGUGAAGGAGGAGGGGUGUGAGGAGGGUCUGGGGAACACUGAGGGGAUCAUGGUCAUCGAUGACAACCAGACUUCACCUCUUCCUGAACCCGCAGAGGAACAAGCUGAGCAGCACAGGAACACACACCGUCUCACUGAGUCAGUAGACAUGGAGGAUGGAAAGCCUGAUCUGCUGCUGGUCAAAGAGGAGACGAUAGAGGACGGACCAGAGAGCAUUGAUCUGCUGAGUGGACUAAAGAUGGGGGAGCAAAGUGCUUGGCUGGAGGCUAACAGGGGAGACUGGGUGGCCAUCUUGGAUUCCCAGACCCAGACGGGUGCAGUCAAUGGCCCGGGGGACGACAUCACUGAGCAGGCCAGGACCAGAGGCGACAUAGUGGAGGUCAGUGGAUGGGACAGCGUCUUCAACUCUGGGCUGCGGAAGAACAAUGUUAACAGGAAACAGACUGUCGAACACAAAACAACAGCUGAACUUAGUCUCCAUGACAACAGACUGGCUGAGACCAGGACGAGGCGUAGAUUUGGUCUGCGUGGACGGGGAGGUUUCGGUAUGCGGCUGGAGAGAGAAGAGACUGACUCGACUAGCGAUGCUCCGUCCUGCUCCUAUAGUUGUGAGUCAGAGAGAUUGAUGGUGCCUCAGGUUAACCCCCUAACAGGUGCUGCCUUCAGCCUGCCUUCUAUAGGAUCUAUCAACUGGAACAUGGACCCUGCGACAACACAGACACUCCCUGGCAUUCAUCCUCCUCACACUCUCCUUAUGUUAAAUCAGACCUCAGACAAUGCCUGUGCCUCAACACUAAAGGGCUACACAAGCCCAUUGACAAAUGACAGUAGUAGAGAUGGAAUCAGUAAAGGUGGCGGCGCCAAAGAGAAGCGCUUCCCGUGUUCGUUCUGUGGGAAAGCCUUCCGUUUGCCCAAACAGGUGGAGAUCCACCAGAGGAUGCACACAGGGGAGAAACCAUUCGGCUGCCACCUGUGCCGGGCCAGUUUUUCAGACUCGUCCAACUUGAAGAGGCACCAGAGGGUCCAUACAGGGGAGAAACCCUACAGCUGCCCCCAGUGUGAGAAGAGGUUCUCCCGCCAGCACCAUAUGAAGAUGCACCUGAAAGUCCACACGGGAGAGAGACCUUUCACCUGUACACACUGUGGGAAGAGGUUCUCAGAGAGGAGCUAUCUCAGGAUACACCAGCAGAAAAUGCACACGGCCCAUGUAUAGUGUAAUGUAGUAUAUUUAAUGUAGUUUUAGUCAGUUUGUAGUUAAUUCUGUUGGUUUUGGAUGUAGUAGGGAACAGGAUGAGAACUGAAGAAAUAAUGAGUAUGAUGAGACAGAGAAGAUCAGGGGUUAUCAACAGGAUGGGCGGCCCCCUAAUCCUGCCUAAUGAGUGGGCAGGCCAUGCCUAUAGCAUAUCAUAAUUGCAUCAAUGAUUUAUAUAUCAAUGGUCAUAACAAACUUUGAACACCGUUACAUCAAAAUGGAUGUAGAGGACAUGACAAAUAAACUCAAAAGGUGGGAAUAUUUACAGGUUGUUCAGGAGGUAAAGGGAAAGUGGAAUAAAUGUGACUAGUUAUGGAAAAUAUUGGAGAUCAAAAAGGAGUUAAGAAGCCAGCACUGCUUGUAUAUUAUGUGUAAUAAAGUAUAAGCAUACUAGA
This is a messenger RNA of Oncorhynchus masou masou (cherry salmon), 2373 nucleotides long. RefSeq names its product zinc finger protein 606-like. Bases 206 to 1939 code for a protein of 577 amino acids. The record is from RefSeq and is a predicted model, not a curated record. The transcript is spliced from 6 exons. Lineage: Eukaryota; Metazoa; Chordata; Actinopteri; Salmoniformes; Salmonidae. Gene Ontology annotation, biological process: regulation of transcription by RNA polymerase II. Gene Ontology annotation, molecular function: RNA polymerase II cis-regulatory region sequence-specific DNA binding; DNA-binding transcription factor activity.